Mesorhabditis belari is the source of this 771-nucleotide messenger RNA. The record is from the annotation of a GenBank genome assembly. NCBI's taxonomy places the organism in Eukaryota, Metazoa, Nematoda, Chromadorea, Rhabditida, Rhabditidae.
AUGCUAACUUUAAUAUGUAAAUUUAAGGUGAUCGAGCACAACGAGCCACUCCUCCAUUUGACAAUCCGUCUGAAAUUGGAGCGUUACAAAGAAGAAUUGGAGCGUUUGGAUGAGCCGUUGGACAGAAGCACGUGGUAUCAAAGUCCGGCACAGGUUGACGCCUAUUACGCGCCGAACAACAACGAGAUGAUCUUUCCGGCCGGUAUCAUGCAAUUCCCAUUCUUGACAAUCGGUGUCCCCAACUAUAUCACGUAUGGAAUGGUCGGCGCCGUGAUUGGACACGAAGUCUCACAUGCGUUUGAUGAUCAAGGCGGUCGCUAUGAUGAGUGGGGAAACUUGAACGAUUGGUGGGACGCGGAAACGGCGCAGAAAUUCGCCGACAAAACCCAGUGCUUCGUGGAACAGUACGGAUCUGUUGAGAUCAAAGAGGCGAAGAUCCGAUUGAACGGCCGGCUGAGUCUCAGCGAGAACAUCGCGGACAAUGGGGGAGUGAAAACCGCGUUCAAUGUCGGCAUACAAAGCUUGGCGACUGAAGACGAGCCGGCGCUUCCUGGUUUCCAGAAUUUCACCUCCGAACAAAUGUUUUUCCUUGCUUAUGCGAAUAACUGGUGCUUGGUGAUGGCCGACGUUCACGCGCCGUCAAAAUAUCGAGCCAUCAUCCCGCUGCAGAAUCGAAAGGAGUUCUCUGAAGCAUGGAAAUGUCGCGACGGAUCAAUGAUGAACCCACGGCACAAAUGUCAAGUGUGGCGAUGGGUGUUUUUUUUGAUUAUU